AUGGCAACCCUGAUUUUAGAAGAUGGGACCACCUUCAAGGGCCGCCUUUUCGGGGCAAACGCGUCGGUAUCUGGUGAAGUUGGUAAGUUGUAUUUUAUGAGGAGAAAGCAAAUUAGCCCAUUUAUUCGCAAAAUCUGUCUAGCUAGCUAGUUUUUAUAGAAUGAUAUCAUCAUUCAUAUUCUGAUUGGUAGCUAUAUGUUACCCACAAAGUGUACUUUUAUAGCUAAACGCAGCUCUUCACCCAACUGUCGCGGUUGUUUCGCGCUAAAUGUUUAAGUUUGCACAGUGGUGCAGUCUUUACUGCGCGUGCCUUCCAAUCCAGAACAUACUAUUUGACAAGCUGGCACUUGGGCCCUGUGUUUUGCGCAAUAAUGUGUCAUUAAGGUUGUGUCCUGUAUUUUAAACCUUAUUCAGAAAUUUGAAUUAAACCAAAAAUUAAAGUAAUUGUCUGAGAAUGGUGCUGGACCAUCUGACGUAAAAAGAGAAGGGGACAGUUUGAUGAAGAAGCUUUAAAUAAGGGUUAGAAUCCAGGCAUGCCACAUGAUUGCGCAAAUCACAGGGCCCUACCAUAACCUCCGACUCCUUCAUUCAUCCCUAUUUCGGUCAGUGGCGCAACUCAAUUUGACCUACUUAUAAACAGAUGUUUCUCCUAUGCCCUAUAAAGCGUUUGUUGCUGUACCAUGUCUCGUAAAUUAUAAUGGAUAUGUAUCUAGCAUUCAUUUAGAUUGUAAGAUCCAUUUCUUUCAAUAUAAUUACUGAAAGAUUGGGUAAUUCGAUUAUGAUUUUAUGCUCCCCUCACAAAUUAAAUUUAGCCAGUAAGAGUUUUGCUAUAAUAAAUGGAGCUCAGUGCAAAUGUCUAAAGUUCCAGUAUCAUCACCUUUCUCAAUGUGCCAAUCCUGAAAUGUAGCACUUUUCACUGAUUUACACUUUGCUAUGAAAACUGAAAAGUUGACCAGAUGAUUGUUUGUUUUCCAGUGUUCCAGACAGGCAUGGUGGGCUACCCAGAGGCCCUGACUGACCCGUCCUACAGGUGUCAGAUUCUCACCCUCACCUACCCUCUGCAGGGCAACUAUGGCAUACCCAAGGAUGAGAAGGGUGACUUUGGACUCAGCAAGGUGGGUGGAGUUGGCUAGUAGCCAGUGUUUCACAGAAGCUUCCCAACAGAAAUAAUAGGUGGAGAAAAUAAAUAUAUUGACCCCAAGCUCCUGUUUGACUGUAAUGUUAAAUUCUGUUUUACAUUUAAGUCAUUUAGCAGAUGCUCUUAUCCAGAGAGACUUACAGGAGCAAUUAGGGUUAAGUGCCUUGCUCAAGGGCACAUCAACAGAUUCUUCACCUAGUCGGCUUGGGGAUUAGAACCAGCGACCUUUCAGUUACUGGCACAACGCUCUUAACCACUAAGCUACCUGCUGCCCCUCAGUGGUUUGAGUCUUCUAAGAUCCACGCUGCAGCCCUCAUCGUAGGAGAGAUCUCCCAGAACCCCAGCCACUGGAGCUCAUCCAUGUCUCUGGACCAGUGGCUCAAAGAGCAGGGCAUCCCUGGCCUAGAGGGUCAGUAGAGUUAUCAUUCUAAACAUCCUAAUACUGUAUCAAAUGUUGUCUGAAUGUGUUUUGAUAUGGUGCUGCUUACAGUAGUGUGUACAAUAGAGGUUGUAGUUGAUGCGCUUGCUGUGAUACUGUAGGAGUUGAUACCCGCAGUCUGACCAAGAAGAUCCGUGAGAAGGGAACCAUGCUGGGGAAGCUGGUUGUGGACGGAACGCCGGAGGCCAACGUUCCAUUUGACAACCCUGACCAGAGGAACCUGGUCAAGGAGGUGUCCAUGAAGGUAAGGCGUUGCUAUGUUUCAGUUUGGUCCUGUCACACUUUUUUUAGUGUUUUGAUCCUAAAACGUCCUAAAUCAAAUGCCAAUGGUUUUGUGUGGAUUACAUAACGCUUAUCACAUUCCAAGUCCGUGAAAAGUCUAAUGUUUUGUCUCUCACCACAGUAGAUAAGCAGAGGCUCUUUUUUCUCAUAACUAAUAAGUGCCUUGUCUGUCUGUGUGUUGAGCAGGAGCCCCUGGUGUUCAACCCCAGUGGUACUAUCAGGAUCACAGCAGUAGACUGUGGCAUUAAGUACAACCAGAUCCGAUGCUUGUGUCAGAGAGGGGCCUGUGUCACCGUGGUGCCCUGGGAUUACCCACUAGACAGCACAGGUUAGUCACAGGUGGUUACAGCACUGGGUUUCAUAUACAAUUCAGAAGGGCACUGUACCAUCACUCCCUGUUCCCUUGUUUUCCCUUUUCUCUCACCUGCCUUGAUCUUUACCUUGGAGCUUCUGACCUGCAAAGUUGAGUUUCAGCCACAGUAGAACUUUAUGAUAUAAUAUGUGAAAUAGUUUGUAUUGUAAUAUUUGUUGUUGCUAUGCUGAAAGAGAUGUGGUCCUUUUCAGAUUUUGAUGGGCUGUUUAUAAGCAACGGCCCUGGGGACCCCCAGUUCUGUAAGGAGACCAUAAACAACGUGAGGAAGGUGGUGUGUGUGGACAACCCCAAGCCUGUGUUUGGUAUCUGCCUGGGCCACCAGCUUCUCUCCCUCGUCAUCGGAGCAAAAACCUACAAAAUGAAGUUAGUACAGGGAUAGGGUACUAAAUGGUAGUUGUGAUUGGUGUCACUCUCUCUCUGCCUCCUCAGCUCUUAAGUUCUGCUUACUCUGUCUUUCUUUUGCUUCAAAGAGGACAGCCAGUGGUGCUGGCUGUUGGUGCUGUUAUUUGGCUCCCUCCCUCAGAUGUCAGUGUUUCCCAGGGCCCCUCUUUAUUUAUCUGGGAGUGUUCUGGUGUGAAAUGAGCUUUUCUGCUUAGCACAGCAGUCUGGAUGCAGCCUAAUGCAUUGCUGAGGUGCUGGAAAGGCCUGGUUUGUUUUGGUAAGACUCCUGGGAUUGUGACUUUGUUAGCGUUCCGUUCGUCCAAGGCCAGAUGAGAUGCCAGCUUCCUUUUGUCCCUCUGGAAAGUUUGGCCAUGCAGCUGUACAGUCAGUGGGUGGAAAGCAUAACAGUUGACAGGGUUUAUAGCGAGACCUCUGCACUGUUUAGGUGUCAAGUAAGGAUUCUGCAGAAUAUAGGCCAUUUAAAGAAUAGAAUUAGACUAAAACAACUCUGUGCGUCUGUUUUUAGGUAUGGAAAUCGUGGCCAUAACCAGCCCUGCAUCCACAAGGGCACGGAUCGCUGUUUCAUCACCUCUCAGAACCAUGGCUUUGCUGUGGACCCUCUCACCCUGCCUCAGGGCUGGGAUGUACUCUUCACCAAUGCCAAUGACCAGACCAGUGAGGGCAUUGUGCACAACACCAAACACCUAUUCAGGUACAACUACAAAUACAAACUCUUGUGCAGCUUCCAGCCUUUCAUCUUGUUUAAUUGGGGAAAAAAUGGUAGUCAACAAAAUGACCCUCCAAGAUACAGGAAAUUGAUAUCCAGAUAUUGUUUUACCCGUGUCAUUUCAGUGUCCAGUUCCACCCAGAGCACAUGGCAGGCCCCACUGACCUGGUCAGUCUGUUUGAUGUGUUUCUGGACACAGUCAGAGACUACAAGGAGGGCAAGAGUGGCAAACCAGGUUAGAUGUGCAUUCAUCUCCUCAACACUUACCUCUGUAUUCCAAUUGUAGAAUAUAGUAACGUCUCUCUCUCCCUCCCUGCAGUGAAGCAGAGACUGACGGAGCACCUGACCUACCCUGGUUCUCCCAAGCCGGAGGAGUUUGUUCGGCCACGCAAGGUCCUGAUCCUGGGCUCUGGAGGCCUCUCCAUCGGACAGGCUGGGGAGUUUGACUACUCUGGCUCUCAGGUGAGACACACUGCCAACACCAGUGAAGACCUAACAGCAAAUGCCAUGAGCCGUAUAAUUCAAUGUUGGUUCUCUAAUUUAACAGUACUUGAACUAAUCAGACACUUGUCUAUGUCCAACACCCCCCCCAAGGCCAUAAAAGCAUUGAAGGAGGAGAACAUUCAGACUGUGCUCAUUAACCCCAACAUUGCCACGGUUCAAACCUCCAAGGGACUGGCUGACAAGGUCUACUUCCUGCCUCUCACCCCAGAGUACGUCACUGAGGUAAGGAAGGACAUUGCUACCUGCGCCAUCCUCCAGUCACUCAUUUCAGAUGAGUGCUCAACAAGCAAAGCGUGUGCGUUAAAACUCUCUCAGAUACUCAGAACUCAGGCCCCGUGUAGCUCAGUUGGUAGAGCAUGGCGCUUGCAACGCCAGGGUUGUGGGUUCGUUUCCCACGGGGGGCCAGUAUGAAAAUGUAUGCACUCACUAACUGUAAGUCGCUCUGGAUAAGAGCGUCUGCUAAAUGACUAAAAUGUAAAUGUAGAACUGAUAGUAGAGAAGGAGCCCGUUUGUCCCACAAGUUGUCAUUGAAAUUCAUUCAUUCAUUCAUUCAGGCAAUGAGUGAGAACUGACCAUCUGCCAAAUUUCCCCUGUCCAGGUGAUAAAGAAUGAGCGUCCAGAUGGGGUCCUCCUGACCUUCGGGGGGCAGACUGCUCUGAAUUGCGGGGUGGAGCUGACCAAGAGGGGGGUCCUGGAGAAGUAUGCGGUGCGUGUGCUGGGGACGCCAGUGGCCUCCAUCGAGAUGACUGAGGACAGAAAGAUCUUUUUGGAGAAGAUGGAGGAGAUCAAUGAACAUGUGGCACCCAGCGAGGCUGCUCUGUCUGUGGAGCAGGUAAGGAGAGGGGCUUGGGACAAAUGUCUCACUCACUCCCUCUCACACACACAUUGACCCAUACCCAAACGAUACAAUUUUCUUCCUGAUUUUCACUUUAUUAAUGGGUUAGAACCAUCCUUUUGAUCUAUUUGACUACUCUGGGCUUUUGCUGUGUGUAUAUUUACAUGUUCUUUUUUUUCUGUGUCUUAGGCGGUGGCGGCUGCAGAGCGUCUUGGCUACCCUGUCCUGGUGCGCUCUGCCUUUGCCUUGGGCGGACUGGGCUCUGGCUUUGCCAAUAACAGUGAGGAGUUGACCUCUCUGGUGAUCUCUGCCUUCGCCCACACCUCCCAGGUCCUAGUGGACAAGUCCCUGAAGGGCUGGAAGGAAAUCGAGUAUGAAGUGGUCAGAGACGCCUACGACAACUGUAUCACCGUAAGUAGAGGGACGACACUGCAUGUGACUGUAUUAUGGAUAAUAUUGAGAAUGUAUACAUUGUUUACAAAUUUGUUACUAUGUUAUUAUGCAUUUGACUGUAUUACGGCUACUAUUUAGAGAUUAUACAUCGGAGUUUAAGUGUGAAGCCUCCUUAUCAAUGGAGACGCAAGAUCGAAUGUGAUUAAAGUGUUGAGUGUGUUCAUCUGUCCUGUAGGUAUGUAACAUGGAGAACAUUGACCCUCUGGGUAUCCACACUGGGGAGUCCAUCGUGGUGGCGCCCAGUCAGACUCUCAACGACUAUGAGUACAACAUGUUGAGGGACACCGCCAUCAAGGUCAUCAGACACCUGGGCAUCGUGGGAGAGUGUAACAUCCAGUACGCCCUCAACCCUGAGUCUGAACAGGUAAUAGUCCGUACUGACAUUGUGAAUCAUAUUCGGAUAGUUUAUACUAGUGUUAAACCUCUGAAACGUGUUCUGAUAUUUUACAAUGUUUAUACUGUAUAGCAAUCUAAAUGGGUGUUUCUGUGCUCUAGUACUACAUCAUUGAAGUGAAUGCCCGUCUGUCUCGGAGCUCAGCUCUGGCCAGUAAAGCUACAGGAUAUCCCCUGGCCUACGUGGCUGCCAAGUUGGGUCUGGGCAUCCCUCUACCUGUCCUCAAGUGAGUUUGGACAAAAGUCAGGUUAAGAAUUUAAUUUGGGCAUUUAUCUACUAAUACCAAGGUUGUAACCAGUCCUGGUAAUGUUUCUGCUCUUGUCCAGGAACUCUGUGACCAACCAGACCACGGCUAACUUUGAGCCCAGUCUGGACUACUGUGUGGUGAAGGUCCCUCGCUGGGAUCUCAGCAAGUUCCUCCGUGUCAGCACCAAGAUAGGCAGCUCCAUGAAGAGCGUGGGUAAGAGGAUUUGGAGCAGCAGAGUGCCUUAUAUCUAUAGAGGCAGAUGAUUCUACCACUUGGUGGCAUUGCAGGUUUACAUACUAAGGGAUUCGUUGGUUAAUAUACUUUUUGUCUGUGACCUUGUAGGUGAGGUGAUGGCCAUUGGCCGCAGCUUUGAGGAGGCCUUCCAGAAGGCUCUGCGGAUGGUGGAUGAGAAUUGUGUGGGCUUUGACCACACCAUCAAACCAGUGUCUGACGAGGUAAGCUCAGUCAGCACAUUUUUACCUGGCUUUUUUCUCUUGGCUUCCUUUUAUGUGAACUGUUCUGACAUGACUCUGUCCUGUGGUCUUACAGGAGCUGCAGACCCCGACAGACAAGCGUAUCUUUGUGCUGGCAGCUGCUCUGAGGGCAGGCUACACAGUGGACCGCCUGUACGACCUGACCAAGAUCGACCGCUGGUUCCUCCACAAGAUGAAGAACAUCGCGGACCAUGAGAAGGUGCUGGAGUCGUACAACCAGGACGAGAGCGCCAUGCCUCUGGGGGUGAUGAGGAAAGCCAAGCAGCUGGGCUUCUCAGACAAACAGAUCGCCCUGGCUGUGCAGAGGUACUGGUACUGUGUUACUUGUCAGAAUGGUAGCCUGCUAUUCACACGUGUUUCAAAACAUUUAAAAGUUGAGUCUGUUACAUUAAAAAAAUCUCAUAGAACCUAUACAGAGUGAGAUAAUCGAGAUUGCUGUUGACAAAACUUGACUUGCUCUUCAGUGAUGAUACGAUGACGAGUCGGAACGGGACACAGGCGAUCUCUGGGGUCACUGGGUCAGGGUCACAUUCUGUGUCUCUAGGUUCAGUUCCCUUGAGCAGCGUGUCCUUCAGUUGAAGACAUCGAGGCAUUUGUCUGAGAAGGGCUUGAUUGAUUUGAAAUGUCUUUUUUAAAUGAGCUUGUCGGACCUUUGACCCUGCAUCUCUCUCCAGCACGGAGCUGGCGGUGAGGAAGCUGCGACGUGAUUGGAGCAUCUUGCCGGUGGUGAAGCAGAUCGACACUGUGGCAGCAGAGUGGCCAGCCCACACCAACUACCUGUACCUGACCUAUAACGGUACAGAGAGUGACCUGGGCUUCAGCGAACCCCACGUAAUGGUGAUCGGCUCCGGAGUGUACCGCAUUGGCAGCAGUGUGGAGUUUGACUGGUGUGCUGUGGGCUGCAUCAUGGAACUCAGGAAGGUAUGAUUAUUUAUACUUUUUACAGAAGAGCUCUCAAUAAUAAUAAUAAUAAUAAUAUUAUGUUGAUAUUGUCAUGAUUUGCUAAUUUGCUGUGUUUCCCCCCAAGAUGGGCUAUAAAACCAUCAUGGUGAACUAUAACCCAGAGACUGUCAGCACAGACUACGACAUGUGCGACCGCCUCUACUUCGAUGAGAUCUCCUUUGAGGUAAGAAUGCUCGACUGAUGGCAUGGUCCUAACUCACUUUCUUUCAAACAUUUUAUUUUGUAGUUUUUCUUCAUACAAUAUAUGGCAAUCACCAACAUUCAAAGGUCCUAACUUACUUGAUCUAAUGCUUUUAUCUCAUAAGCAAAAGACCUCAACACCUCUCCAUCAAACCCUGUUUAAUGCAUGGUAUGUUACUAUUCCCAUGAACAUGGAGCUCCAUUGUCGCCUCCCUUCCUCCAGGUUGUGAUGGACAUCUAUGAGAUGGAGAACCCAGAGGGAGUGAUCCUGUCCAUGGGGGGCCAGCUGCCCAACAACAUCGCCAUGUCCCUCCACAGGCAGCAGUGUCGCAUCCUGGGCACCUCCCCGGAGUUCAUCGACUCUGCUGAGAACAGGUUCAAGUUCUCCCGCAUGCUGGACACCAUCGGCAUCAGCCAGCCCCUGUGGAAGGAACUCACAGAGAUUGAGGUCAGCACAGAACAGGGCUUCUAAUCUGUUUUGAAUUUCAAACCAGUAAUGAAGAGGUUAAAGGUCUUGGUUGCAGAUGAGUUGAUGAGCAAUGCUAUUGUUUUGAUCUUAAGUUGGAUGGAAAUUGUGAGUUUUAUGUAAUAUUGUAUCCUCCCCUCCCAGUCGGCUAUGAAGUUCUGUGAGACCGUGGGCUACCCGUGUCUGGUGCGUCCCUCCUACGUGCUGAGUGGAGCAGCCAUGAAUGUGGCGUACACAGACAGCGACCUGGAGAAGUACCUGAGCAGCGCUGUAGCCGUGUCCAAGGAAUACCCCGUGGUCAUCUCUAAGUUCAUCCAGGAGGCCAAGGUAUGACUCGGUAAAUGCUUGACUACACAGAUUGCAAUGCCUUACUGCUUUGUCAUUAAAGGGAUAAUUCACUUAAAUAAAUUACAUUUUCCUUUAUUUUGAAUUUGUAAGAAAGUGGAUUAUACCUUUUUUUAAAUAUCCAGUGAGCCUCUAGUUUGGACCUGACUGAAGUCUCUCUCUGUCUUUCAGGAGAUAGACGUGGAUGCGGUGGCGUGUGACGGUGUGGUGAUGGCCAUCGCCGUGUCAGAGCACGUGGAGAACGCCGGGGUGCACUCUGGGGAUGCCACCCUGGUCACGCCCGCCCAGGACAUCAACCAGAAGACCAUGGAGCGCAUCAAGAUGAUCGUCCACGCCAUCGGUCAGGAGCUGCAGGUCACCGGGCCCUUCAACCUGCAACUCAUCGCUAAGGUAGUCUUUCUAAAGGACAUUUUGGAGUUUCAAAUCAGAGGUUGACGAUCAAUAACACGUCAAACAGAUAAUCAGUCUCUGCUGGAUUUCCAAUGGCUGUCCUCUUGUUGCCUUUAAUUGCAACAAGUGUGUUUUCUGGACAGGAUGACCAGUUGAAGGUGAUCGAGUGCAACGUCCGAGUCUCGCGCUCUUUCCCGUUCGUCUCGAAGACGCUGGGAGUGGAUCUGGUCUCCCUGGCAACACGUGUCAUCAUGGGAGAGGAGGUGGAGCCUGUGGGCCUGAUGAAAGGAGUGGGCAUCGUGGGCGUCAAGGUAACAGAACAGACAAGUCUCUACAACAACCAUUUAAUACUCUAGUUUAAUUACCUACACCAGUGAUAUUCAACUAUAGUAUUACGGGGGCCAGAUUUGAAAAAGGUUAUUUGCAGGGGGGCUAGACAUUUUCUCCUAAAACUGGUAUAAAAAACACUUUUAUUAAAAUGUUAAUGUUGCUAAAAGUUCAUUUUAAGUGCUUUAAGAUUAGCCUAAUUCAGUGCAUACAAUUGUUUAAAUAAUGGAACACAUUUGUACUUAUAACACAGUUGACCUGCAUCACAUUUAAUUAGUUUCUACUUUCCUGUCUAUUAUACUAUAGCUUCAUCUUUGGUUUUUAUUUACACAUAGGAAACCUUUUAUGCAUGGCAUAUCUUAGUUGACUAGCUUUUGCGGACUCUCCACCCCGCAUCAGUAGAGAACAGGUCCUAUAACCAACUGCACCACCUCUGUGGGGACUUAAACUCAUCAAAUCUUGUUGCAAAGUUAGCUUUCCAUUUAUCUAAAACUCCGACAUCACGGGAGUCAUCUGUAGGCUCAUGAUGAUGACUGAAUAUAUUUGCGCAGUAAAGGGAAAUGGAGCGUUUUGUUUGGCCUCAAAUCAGAGAAGUGUUUUAUCCCUAACCCUGUAGUCCCAAAUUAAGUCCAUUCAAUUGAUUUGAAGAUGUCACAAAAAAACAAACCUAUGAUACGAACUCUUCAUAAAACAUGUGUUGGCUUUCUUGUCACGGCGAAAAGCCACGAUCUCCCUAAGCUCACAUAGGCUGCUCUCUUGAGAUCACUAUUACCCUUGCUUAGCCACCGAACAUCAUGAUGUAAAAGUAGAUCAUGAUGCUCAGCAGACUACUAAACAAGCAAUGUUGCAGGCUAGAUGUUAAUCGGAUGAAGUUUAUGAUAGCCAUAACUGAGUAAUAUAAUAACGCUCUGAUCGGCUGUAUCUGGUAUGUUGGGUGAUAGUGAUUGACAGCACUUAAUGGGCGGGACUACAGGAAAACAGAUUCUCCCAUUGGAGAAUAUUGAAUGAGGGCUCCUUUUGACACAUUGGAUUUUUUAUGUAAUGUUCAGAAUGGAUCUAAGGUCCAUUCUAAAUUGAUAAAGGUUCCGGAUCUGGCCCGCGGGCCGCCAGUUGAAUAGCCUUGACUUACACUAACAACCUCCAUAUGUUUGAAUGUGUCUUUCUCUCUCUCAGGUCCCCCAGUUCUCGUUCUCUCGUCUGGCCGGGGCUGAUGUGGUUCUGGGGGUAGAGAUGACCAGCACUGGGGAGGUGGCCUGCUUUGGAGAGAACAGAUACGAGGCCUAUCUGAAGGCCAUGCUCAGCACAGGCUUCAAGAUCCCCAAGAAGAACAUUCUGCUUUCCAUCGGCAGUUAUAAGGUGACUACAAUGAGAUAUGAAUGCAUCUAUUGCUAAUCUACAUGGAAAUUCAUUUUGAGGCUAGCGCUACAUAAAUGUUCCUUGCUUGUUUCUAGAACAAGAGUGAGCUGCUGCCUACUGUUCAGGCUCUGGAGAGUCUGGGCUAUGACCUGUAUGCCAGCCUAGGGACCGCUGACUUCUACACUGAGCAUGGAGUCAAGGUACAUCACAUCUAGUCUGAGUGGGCACGUAUCCACUUCUCAACAGAGUAUAACCUUUUUUCCGCCUUACACGGUUUCCAGGAAAGAUGAGCAAUUUUCAAUUCACAACGUCAUUUUCAAUUUACUUCCUGAAUUUGACUGAAUUAAACUUUACGUACUGUCUUCAGGUGAUAGCAGUGGACUGGCCGUUUGAGGAGGAGGAGAGCGACUGCCCCAACAAGGACAAGCAGAGGAACAUCUUGGAAUACCUGGAGGACCACCACUUUGACAUGGUCAUCAACCUCUCCAUGAGGAACUCUGGAGGCCGACGCCUCUCCUCCUUCGUCACCAAGGGUUACCGCACCCGCCGCAUGGCCAUCGACUACUCAGUCCCCCUCAUCAUUGACAUCAAGUGCACCAAGCUCUUUUUCCAGGUAGGUUAGUUAGGGGGCUGUGAUGGGAUGUCAGCCACUGAUUUUUGAGCUAGCGAUGAUUGACUGCUGAAUAUCCUGAUUGAAGUGUGUGCUGCUGUGAUUGUAGGCGUUGCGUCUGGUUGGAGGUUUUCCGCCCGUCAAGACUCACGUGGACUGUAUGACAUCACAGAAGUUGAUUCGCCUGCCUGGUAAGCAGUAAGCGCCGUAGGCUUGGGCUGUGACUAAAAAGUGAAGGCUGUUAAAACUUAAAAUAUCAAUCCCCCUGCUUUCUUCCUGUAUUCAGGGAAUACAUGAUGGCACCUUCAGUCAACCUGUGGAACUACAUUGUUUCUGAACAGUACUAAUUGAGUCCCCUCUCCCUGUGUCCUGUGCCAGGUCUGAUAGAUGUGCACGUCCACCUUCGGGAGCCGGGUGCCACUCACAAGGAAGACUUCUCCUCGGGCACAGCGGCUGCCCUGGCAGGGGGCAUCACCAUGGUGUGUGCCAUGCCCAACACGGCACCCGCCAUCAUCGACCCCAGCUCCCUCACCAUGGUCCAGAAGGUAAUGAGAGCAUACUUGGUCAUUUAAGACAUUCGCCACUGAAUAUUACAAAUAAAUUGGUUUCAGACAUGAAAUGAUGCCUGUUUUUAAAAUGGACCAAUGCAGUACUUAAAGGUUUACUCACUCACUGUUGAUCUAAUUUUUUGUCCCUGUUGUCUCAGCUUGCCAAGGCAGGGUGUCGCUGUGACUAUGCCCUCUACGUCGGGGCGGCUUCAGACAAUGCUGCCAUCUUGUCCUCCAUUGCCAACUCCGUCGCUGGGCUGAAGAUGUAUCUGAACGACACCUACUCCACUCUGAAGAUGGACAACGUCUCACUUUGGAUGGAGGUAGGAAACUUAUCAACUGACUGAAUGAUGUCCUUGAUUGAUAUCAUUCACAAGUGUUUCUGUUGAUCUGAAUGCUUUCUCUUUGUGUGAACUAGCACUUUGAGAAGUGGCCCAAGCACCUACCAAUCGUGGCUCACGCAGAGAAGCAGACAGUGGCAGCCAUCUUGAUGGUGGCCCAGCUGUACCAGAGAGCUGUUCAUAUCUGCCACGUGGCCAAGAAGGAGGAGGUAAGAUGGCCGCCUGGAACAUCACAUGCAUACAGAUGGAGCACUGCUUUGGCUUUGUGUUGCCCGUUCAUUGUCUCCAGAGUGAAUGAGGUGUCAACCAAGGCAUACAGGAACCUUGUAGUUGUCUUUUUUGGAAGGAGUCAUCACUGAUUCCUUUCAUUUAAGAUAAACUGCAAGAACACACGGCUGUAGCUAGUUAGAAGAAAAAGGAUAAAGCGCUGCUCUUAUGUUCUAAGAUAAGACUUUGCCUACAAAUGUGCUUUGUGCCAUUGAAAUGAUUAAUUAUAAGCCAGAAACAGACCAGAACACACACAAGAUAGUAUGUCAUGAAUUUGCUGAGUAAUGGUUGGCAUCUCUUCCAUCCUUCCCUUCCCCCAGAUCCUGAUCAUCCGCGCAGCCAAGCAGAAAGGCAUCCAGGUGACGUGUGAAGUGGCGCCCCACCACCUCUUCCUGUGUGAGGAGGACGUGGCGCACAUCGGUGACGCCCGGGCACAGGUACGCCCCAUGCUGGGAACCCGGGAGGACAUGGAGGCCCUCUGGGAACAUUUGGACAUCAUUGACUGCUUCGCAACCGACCACGGUGAGGGCUCCAUUAACCCCAACCUUCCACAUACUGUAUCAGUUUAUCAUUCAAUACUCAACUUGUAACCAUGUUGGCAUACAACAUUCUUGAUAAUAUUUCUGUAUGUUUUGGCUAACAGCCCCCCAUUCAGUGGAGGAGAAGAACUCAGAGAAGCCCCCCCCAGGCUACCCCGGCCUGGAGACCAUGCUGCCCCUCCUCCUCACCGCCGUCAGCGACGGGCGCCUCACCAUCGACGAUAUUAUCAAGCGCCUGUACGACAACCCCCGCAAGAUCUUCUCCCUGCCCACACAGGACAACACCUAUGUAGAGGUAGCUACAGACACACAAAUAAAUCUUUUAGCAUGUAAAAUGGGCAACAUGGCAUGGAUUUAUUCCCCUUGGGUUACCACAUUGAAAUACAAAGAGUGAUUGAAAAGAGACUAAAUGUCUUGGCUUUUCAAGACAAUUUUUGAGGUCUAAAGACCUGCUGUCUCCCACCAGGUAGACCUGGAGCAGGAGUGGGUCAUCCCCAAACACAUGCAGUUCACAAAGUCCAAGUGGACGCCCUUCGAAGGCAUGAAGGUGAAGGGCAAGGUCCGCAGAGUGGUGCUCAGAGGAGAGUUGGCCUACAUCGACGGACAGGUGCUAGUCCCUCCUGGCUAUGGGGAGGAUGUGAAGACUUGGCCUGCACCCAUCCCCAUCCAGCCCCCUGAACCUGUGAAAGAAGUCCCACAGGUACAGUCCCACCCAUUUCCGCUCCGCCCUUUCACAUAAGUGUGCUUCGAUUCAACCAACAGUUAUGUGAUGUAGCAUACUAGCAGGCAUUGGCCGUGACCGGCAUUUGCUCUUGUGUGUCUGUGUGUGGCAGACCCCAGAGCACCCCCGGCUGAUCCCGCCAUGUGAGGGCAUCCGUACCCGCGCCCCGAGCCCUCGCCGCUCUGCUGGGGAUGGCCGCUACAUGCUCCCGCCCCGUGUCCACAGGUCCUCCGACCCAGGCGUGCCUCCAGGUACUACAGCUCCCACAACCCCUUCUUUCCCCCCAGAGCCUGUUUGUCACUUAACUGAAGUUGCCUGGAUGUUUUGUAUUACACAGCUGAGCGCUUACUUGUUGUGGCAAAAUGCUUUGUGAAUAUCUAUUUCAAUAAAUUGGAUAUUCACUGUGUCCAUCUAUAGGUUUUAGGACAAUACACACAAAAUGGCGCUUGGAUUUCGUUGGUAAACCUUUUUUUAGUCUGUAUCUAUGAACCCACUGAUCAUGUGAUUUAAGCGCACCAUAUAUAAAGUGUUUUCUGAUAAAGCAAAUCAUUUAAUGAGUCUCUACUGUAGGCAGCAUGGUCAUCAUGACUGAUUGAUUGGCUCGUAAGAGGAGAAGUACAUUUGCUGAUUAAAUGAGGUCUAAAUAUAUGGCUCAACGUAUAGCUCUGAUGCUGAAGACCGUUUGGUCGGCCAUUUGCUAUGCUCCUUCACCCAUUAAUAAGACUGUUCAAUCACAGCCACUAUCGGAUGAUUUCAGUUUGAAAUUAAUGAUGGCAGUUGUUGAUUAACGUUUGAUUCUCACAUUUUUUAAAGAUUCAUGUCACUGUCUUUUGUAAGAAACAAUGGCUGGAUGAAAUGAUGCUCAAUGCCACAAUCGCAAACGUAUUAAUAACCCAAAUGAUAUUAGCGUUUCAUAUCAGUAUACUGGCUAAUUCCUAUAGUAUUGUCUAAAUUACCAUAGUUUUGUGUCAUCCCUCUAACACUUGUGUUCUAACUUUUUGUCAUGAUAUUCUAAGCAGCUGAAGAUUCAAGGGGAAGAGCAUUUGAAGAAGGUUUAAGAGAAGGUUUGAAGCUUGAUUUAGCGCAGCUCAGCUGUUACGCAUAAUACUAACCUCUUGCCCAUAUCUGCUAUCUUUGAGGCUGUUUCGCGUAAUUCUGGCAAUGCAUUCCAAUGGAGUUAUACUGGUAGUUGCUUUGGUGAACACUUGUAUUGCAUGAUUGGUUGUAGAGCUGCUAGAGAAAUGUUGGAAUUACAUUCCUGCCCGUUAGAUGCUGCACUACCCAUGUCGCUUUGCUUGGAGCAGACUGCUUUCCUAACGCUUGGAUCAUUUAGAAUGAAAAAGCGACAAACUUGCUUUGAAAUAUGGUGUAAUCAGUGCUUUUGUUGGUUGCGUGUCAUCCUCAGGAAAUAAAAACGACUGCAAUCCUUUUUGGAGAUGCUGCUGAACUAAUGAAUAUUAACACACAUUACAUUUCUCCUUUGGUAUUUGAAGUGUUUGCUGUUUCUCUGUCCCCAGAGAUGGCCCAUUCAGCUGGGGACGGCUACAGCCAUCCCCCUCCACUGGCCAGGAUCCUGUCCCCCUGGGCUGAGGCAGGGUUGGGGGUAGUGGCAGGUCAGCCCCAGACCCUGACCCACCUCCAGACCUCCCCCCUACUGCACCCCCUAGUGGGACAACACGUCCUCUCUGUCAGGCAGUUCAGCAAGGAACAGGUACUCCACAUAAAUGGGAAGGAUUUACUGAAGAACAUAUGUGCUGUUAAUUAAUUUUCAUAUCAAUUUUCAUAAAUGUAUGUAAAUUGUAAAGUAUUUUGUCUGUGUUUUUCGUUAUGUCGGACCCCAAUAAGACUAGCUGUCGCCAUUGGUGUCGGCUAAUGGGGAUCCUAAUAAAUCAAAUCAAAACCCUUUUUUUCUUUUCUUGUGAAUCUAUUUCAGAUCUCUCACUUGUUUAACGUGGCCCAUACUCUUCGCCUGAUGGUUCAGAAAGAGAGAAGCCUAGACAUCCUGAAGGUAAGAGUUCUUUCAAACUCUGAUUAAUCUAAAGAACAACAGUUCAGUAACACUUAGCGAUGUACCGAUUUUACUGAUACGCGUCGGUCCCCGAUUUCAAAUGUUUAAAAAAAAAAAGACUGCAUUGGUCUGCUGACCCCAAACCAAUCCAAAAGUAGCAUGCAUCGGUCAGAAAAUCGAUUCAAACGUUCAGAAUCCCUGAUUCACAAAUUUGUUUUGCUCAUAUUUAGGGCUGUGACGGUCAUGAAAUUUUGUCAGCCGGUUAAUAUCAUGCAAAAGUCUUCCAUUAAUUAACAUAAACAGGUUUAGCAUCUCCAGGCUUCCACGCAUACAAGCCGCUGAUGCGCGCCUUUGGAACAUCUACAUUAAAAAAAGUCUCAUUCAAUUUUAAUAUAUACCAUCACAAUAAAUCCAUUAUUUACGUUAGUCAGGUCUAAAGAAACAUAUUCUGUUCUACUGAAAUGCAUUUUGUUCAUUUCAUGAGUUGGCCUACUGUAGGCCUAUGUUAUCUGGCUAUGCUCCAUGCCAAAGGCUGUAGGCUUGUUCAUUUAGCUGACAAGAUAUGCUAAUAAAUCCUGUGCCAUUAUUUUAUAGUAAGAAGAAUAUAAUUUCACUUAGCUGAAUAAAAUAAAGGAUAUUUUUCCCAUUAUAGAGCGACUGCACAUUUGAAGUGGCUAUGUUGAGCGUAAAAGUGAUCAUUUGAAACAGGUCCUAUAUGCUAGAUUUAGUUUUUUGGCAACUUCAGUUGUGAAUGAUACAAACCUUAAAAUGUCUUAGAAAUCAAAACCUAUACAGGCUGCAUGGUAUGACUACAGGCUAUUGAUUUUGAGAAAGUAGCAAAAAAAGCUUGCUCUCUGUUCCUUGCCUUAGGCUGCACAGCUGUUCUAUCAUCAAUCAUAUUUUCACCCAUCAGACUAUUCUCAAUUUAAUCUUGUCUUUACUAAUAUGACAAAUUUGUUUCGAUUUAGAAUGGCCCAUUUAUCAAAUGGGGAGGGGCAGGGGGAAAAAUACAUGUAAUCUGUAUGCACUCGAAUGGAGGCUGCACUUUCCCACCGGUCCGUUUUGUAGGUUACAUUGGUUUUAUAGCAUGUGCUUAAUAUGAGCUGCUGAGAAAUAAAUAUAAGAACACUUAUUUCACUCAACGCAUCAACCACUGUUGGAGAAACAUGCUCUCGCUGCCCCGACAGGUGAUAUUCCGCCCAAACUCUGUAUGCCAUGGGCUCUCCAACCUUUUUCCUGCAGCUACCCAGUGCUUAAUUUGGGAAACUAGGUGAAAUCGGUUCGGGAACAUCGAUAGUACCGGUAACAUGUUUUCACAACAAAACAUAUUUCACUAAACUGUUGACAGCCCAUCUGCAUGCUCGAGAAAGGAAUAAAGGAGUGCGAGGAGGAGAUGGAAAUGCUAAAAGUAAUGUCACCCAAUUUAAUUAUGAAAAUAUAAAAAAUGCCCCAUUUUUACUAGGCUAUUCAAAAUAAAAUACAAAUUCACUAAUUGUAGGCUAACUGUAAGCCGCCCUGCACAAUCAAUGAACCAACAGCAUCGCCUAGGGCUAUACGUUCUCUCCCAGACUCAUUGAUAUACAUUUUGGGGCGUAGCAUAAGGUAACCGGUCCAUCCAGUAUGCGUAAUAAUACAGUCCGCACUCAAAGGCGAUUACUCGAAUUUGUUUAAUUUUGGAGUAUAGGCUAGACCAAUUAUGUACCAAAGACCUCUUAAAUCAGUUUUAUGUUUUUCUGCCAUGCCUAAUAUGUGGUAGGCUAUGUAUUGUAUAACAUUCACAAUCGUGUAAUUUUAAUUCAGUUUUUUUUAGGGGGGGGGGGGGGGCUUGGGCUCAUAAGCCUAUGCAAAAGCUCUAAUAUGCAUAUAUAUGGGUGUUUUGAAUUAAUCAUCACCUUAGAAAGCACUAUCCAUUUCGUUGUUAGGCUUUGAAACAACAUCCACAACCACCAUGUUUUACACUGAAUUUAAAAUGGGUUCAUUUGAUAUUUUUGUCACUGGCCUACACACAAUACCCCAAAGUGGAAUGUCGUUUUUGAAAUGUUUACAAAUGUAUUUAAAAAUGACUCAACACAUUUCAGCUUUUCAAUAAGGAUUCAACCCCUUUGUUAUGGCAAGACUAAGUUCAGGAGUAAAAAUGUGCUUAACAAGUCACAUAAUAAGUUGCGUGGACUCACUCUGUGUGCAAUAAGUGAUUUUUGAAUGACUACCUCCUCUCUGUACCCCACACAUGCAAUUAUCUGUAAGGUCCCUUGGUCGAGCAGUGAUUUUCAAACAUAAAGACAAGGGAGGUUUUCCAAUGCCUCGCAAAGAACGGUACCUAUUGGUAGAUGGGUACACAUUUAAAAAGCAGACGUUGAAUAUCCCUUUGAGCAUGGUGAUGUCAUUAAUUACACUUUGGAUGGUGUAUCAAUAUACACACAUACACAGUCACUACAAAGAUACAGGCGUCCUUCCUAACUCAGUUGUCGGAGAGGAAGGAAACCGCUCAGGGAUUUCACCAUGAGGCCAAUAGUUUAUUGGCUGUAAUAGGAGAGAACUGAGGAUGGAUCAACAACAUUGUAGUUACUCCACAACACUAACCUAAUUGACAGAAUGAAAAGGAAGCCUGUACAGAAUAAAAAUAUUCCAAACAUGCAUCCUAUUUGCAACAAGGCACUAAAGUAAUACUGCAAAAAAUUGUGGCAAAGCAAUCAACUUUUUGCCUGGAAUACAAAGUGUUAUGUUUGGGGCAAAUCCAAUACGACACAUUACUGAGUACCACUCUCCAUAUUUUCAAGCAUAGUGGUGGCUGCAUCAUGUUAUGGGUAUGCUUGUAAUCGUGAAGGACUGGGGAGUUUUUCAGGAUAAAGAAACAGAAUGGAGAUAAGCCCAAGCAAAAUCCUAGAGGAAAACCUGGUUCAGUCUGCUUUCAACCAGACACUGGGAGAUGAAGUCACCUUUCAGCAAGACAAUAACCUAAAACACAAGGCCAAAUCUACACUGGAGUUGCAUACAAAGAAGACAGUGAAUGUUCCUGAGUGGCUGAGUUACAGUUUUGACUGGAAUCUACUUGAAAAUCAAUGGCAAGGCAUGCAAAUGGUUGUCUAGCAAUGAUCAACAACCAAUUUGACAGAGCUUGAAGAAUUUUGAAAAGAAUAAUGGGCAAAUGUUGCACAAUCCAGGUGUGGAAAGCUCUUACAGACUUACCCAGAAAGACUCACAGCUGUAAUUGCUGCCAAAGGUGCUUCUACAAAGUAUUGACUCAGGGGUGUGAAUACUUAUGUAAAUGAGAUUUCUGUGUUUCAUUUUCAAUAAAUUAGCUAACAUAUAAACAUGUUUUCACUGUCGAAAGAACGUAUACGAGAUGCGCUUCAUCCUAGCUUAAACGAAAAAGAGGAAAUCAGAACCUUGAAGGCUAGAAAAUCAGAACCUUGAAGGCGAUUCAUCCUGAAACGUAAGCCUAUUGUUUGCUUGUACCAUAAAUAAAUACAUCGGAUUUACUGCUUUAGAACACUGCUUCUUUUUCUUUAUUCUCUCAGAUAGUCACCAGUUAAAGGUACCUGGGUUAUGGAUUGUUUUCACUGUCAUUAUGGGAUAUUGUGUGUAGAUGGGUGAGAGAAUUUUUUGUUUAAUCCAUUUUGAAUUCAGGCUGUAACGCACAACAAGUGGAAUAAGUCAAGGGGUAUGAAUACUUUCUGAAGGCACUAACUGUUGACAGUCAUUGAUCUACAAGUCCUUUUGAAUGCCAAACUACCCCAGGGAAUAUCAGUAGCUUAGUCAAACUGUGCCUAGCUUUGCACGCUGACUAACGUGAGGUAGGCGGCCUGUUACUGAUCUUUCACGUGUGCGGCACCUUCAGCAUUCGAAUGCUAGAAUGGCUUGUGGGAUAUUAGGCUUUAUUAGUUGAGUGACAUCUUAUGUAAUUUGCUAGGUUAUUGUUAUCUAUGCACUGUUGGAAAUUGGGUUUUACCGGAAUAAAAGUAGGCUACCGGAGACUACUCAUCUGGCUGUAGGCUACCUGCUGAAUGGGGCUUACAAUAGAUUUUAUUUAGAUUUUCAGGUUCAUCAUUGGCAAUAGUAGUUUUGCUUUAAACAAUUGGUGUAUAUGGUCAUUUUUAGACAUGCAGUGUAAAGUUGAUAAUUUCAUGACAAGGACAGACAAUCACUGCGAGGUGCACUGCAUGGCCAAAGCGGGAGGGGAAAGGAAUCUCAUUAAUAACUUCCAAGUGGUCAAAACCAUUUGAUUUUGAGUUUGGGAUGAAUGCCAAAGUUGUGCUAUACACAGAGUGUACAAAACAUUAAAAACACCUUCCUAAUAUUGAGUUGCACACCCUUUUUGCCCUCAGAACAGCCUCAAUUUGUCGGUGCAUGGACUCAACUAGGUGCCGAAAGCGUUCCACAUGGAUGCUGGCCCAUGUUGACUCCAAUGCUUCCCACAGUUGUCAGGUUGGCUGGAUGUCCUUUGGGUGGUGGACCAUUCUUGAUACACACGGGAAACUGUUGAGCGUGAAAAACCCAAUAGCGUUGUGAUUCUUGACCCACUCAAACCGGUGCGCCUGGCACAUACUACCAUACCCUGUUCAAAGGCACUUACAUUUUUUGUCUUGACCAUUCACCCGCUGAAUGGCACACAUACAUAAAAAUCAUUCUUUAACUUGUCUCCUCCCCUUCAUCUACACUGAUUUUAACAAGUGACAUCAAUAAAGGAUCAUAGCUUUCACCUGGUCAGUCUCAUGGAAAGUACAGGUGUUCCUAUAUGUUUUGUACACUCAUUGGCUAUGUCAAAGCUAAUUUGUAAACAAUAACUAUUGGUACAUUAGUAGCUCAAACACUUAGUCUGCAAAAAUGACAAGUUAAUUAUUGGGUGACGGGGGGGGGGACAGGGGACAAAAACAGGCUACAUUGCCCCCCCUUAUCUGGUAGUGGCGUGGUAGAUGCCUAGUCUCCCUUAUGGCUCAGAUCAGGUGCCUACAUAGUACAUACACCAUAGACAUAUGUCAUUUACACACACAAGCUCCAUCAGCAGCAGAUUUUAGUAUGGAAAAUGUGUGUUUAUGCAACAAAUGUUAGUGCAUCGAUUUGUUCUCUAAUAAAUCCGAAUUGCGCCAACUCGUUUCAAACAAAAAUGUAUCGGAGCCCGUGUAUCUAGAUGCGGAUCGAAUCGUCUUGAAACGGAAAGAUGCACAUCCCUAGUAAUACUCAGACAAGCUGUAAUUUGUCACAGUAAACAUUGCAGGAGAGAAACUCAUUUCAGAGUAGCCAGUUGGGCUGUUCCAUAAAGCCCACUUGAGUGUCACCCAGGGUUUGAGUCAUCAGCAGGACCUCAGGAGGUAGCAUGACUAGUCUCUGCUUUAUCUCUUGGUUCCAUCGUCCCUGGAGUGAGAUGAGCCAUCGUCCUUCAGCUUAAACACAUAGGAGCAGGUGUGCUGUUAAAAAUAACAACAAAACAACUUCUACCAGUCCCAUCGGAAAUGACAAAUCACAUGGUACUUGACAUCAUUAAAUCCAGACGACAAUACAAGCAGCACCUGCCACUUGUGUGCGUCUAUGCCUAAAGAUCUCAUAGAACUAGUUUUGCCACUCGAUCAGUAAAUCUCUGUUAUAAGAAUAUGGAAAUGCUGGGUGCCCUGAAAUGCCCCAAUGCCUGUUGGCCGGAAUGCUGAGCUCAGAGAAAUGUUGUAUACUAGUCUGUAUUAUUUGUCUUAGACCCCUCUGUGUGUUGCUCUCUCAGGGUAAGGUGAUGGCGUCCAUGUUCUACGAGGUCAGCACGCGCACCAGCAGCUCGUUUGCGGCGGCCAUGCAGCGUCUGGGCGGCUCUGUGGUCCAUUUCUGCGAGGCCACCUCCUCGUCGCAGAAGGGCGAGUCUCUGGCCGACUCGGUCCAGACCAUGAGCUGCUAUGCUGACGUCCUGGUGCUGCGACACCCCAUGCCAGGGGCCGUAGAGGUGAGCAGGCGUGUCGAUACGCCGUGUUACAACUUCACUUGAAAACGUGCCCUGUCAUGGUCAUUAGGCAAGCUAUUCUGAGAAAACACUUUGAAACAGAGGCGGGUACCACCUAAACACUGAGCGCAUCCCUUGUAUCAGUUAUUUUGUGAGAAGCUGCACUUGCUGUAUCUGACACAUUUAUCGCCACCUGUAGUCUGCAGCGAGGCAUUGCCGGAAGCCAGUGAUCAACGCUGGGGAUGGGGUCGGGGAGCACCCCACUCAGGCCCUGCUGGAUGUGUUCACCAUCAGAGAGGAGCUGGGCACGGUCAACGGCAUGACGGUGAGACGAGCCCUCACACACAUCUCCCCUUUUAUUGUCUUUAUGUUCUGACAGUGUUUUAUAUGAAAUGGAACUGUAAGAUCUGGAACUUGACUGGGUAUUUUCAUUUCUAAUCAGCGCUCCUUGGUGAUGGCGCCCUGCCUUGUAAGUUAACAUGUCCUGACUGGUCUAUCUCUGUAGAUCACUAUGGUAGGGGACCUGAAACACGGCCGCACAGUGCAUUCCCUGGCCAGGCUGCUCACCCAGUACAGGAUCACACUGCGCUACGUCGCCCCAAAGAACCUACACAUGCCCUCCGAGAUCAUCGACUUUGUGGCCUCCAAAGGCAUCAAGCAGGUGGGGGGAUCACAAGGGCCAUUUGUGGUAGAGCAGAUGGCUCUGAAUCUAAAUCUCAAUGGCACGGACUGCUAGUAUGUAGGUGUCCUUUUCAUAUUGUAUGCACUACAUAAAGCACUAAACUAUGUCCUUGUGGCUGUGCAGGAAGAGUUUGAGAGCAUCGAGGAGGCACUGCCUGACACUGACGUGCUCUACAUUACCAGGAUCCAGAAGGAGAGGUUUGCCUCAGAGGAAGAGUACAAAGCGGUAAGGAUGGGAUGGAAUGGGGGAUUGACUCACCUGAUGUGAGGCUAGCCUUAGCGUUUGAUCAGUGCUAAAGGACCCUUGUGUUUUUUUUCCUACAGUGCUUCGGUCAGUUUAUCCUCACCCCACACAUCAUGACUGGAGCCAAGAGGAAGAUGGUGGUGAUGCAUCCUCUACCGAGAGUCAAUGAGAUCAGGUAUGGAUGUUCCCCUAGAUUAGAAUGCAUCUCUUUUAAUUAUAUCUCCUUUGAUUCACUAAUGUUUGCAGUCGUGUGGCAAAUUCUAAUUAAUGACUUAAGUGGGAUGACUGUGUCAUGUUGACUUUCUUUCUUGCAGUGCGGAGGUGGACACUGAUCCUCGUGCUGCCUACUUCCGACAGGCUGAGAACGGCAUGUACAUCCGCAUGGCCCUCCUGGCCACAGUGAUGGGUAGAUGAGGUGUAUAUAGUGGACACGCCACUGUUUGGACCGCAAAACCAACAGGACCAAUUUGCGGAAUCGAUAAGAGUGAGGUGGAGCCACUAGUGCUCACAAUAAUCAAACUGCUCCAACAGACUCUACACAGUCACGUUUGGUGUGUACUCCUCUUGAACCCUGGUAUUUCUCCACCUCUCCCAGAAUGAAUUCGUAUU
Messenger RNA from Coregonus sp. 'balchen', 22782 nucleotides. The record is from the annotation of a GenBank genome assembly. Lineage: Eukaryota; Metazoa; Chordata; Actinopteri; Salmoniformes; Salmonidae.